This is a messenger RNA of Alosa sapidissima (American shad), 5554 nucleotides long. Its product is annotated as multidrug resistance-associated protein 1-like. The transcript has 31 exons. The record is from RefSeq and is a predicted model, not a curated record. Gene Ontology annotation, biological process: transmembrane transport. Gene Ontology annotation, cellular component: membrane. Bases 381 to 4904 code for a protein of 1507 amino acids. Lineage: Eukaryota; Metazoa; Chordata; Actinopteri; Clupeiformes; Clupeidae. Gene Ontology annotation, molecular function: ATP binding; ATP hydrolysis activity; ABC-type transporter activity.
UUCCAGAGAGAGAGCAAGAGAAGCCUGGCGUGUUGUCCUCACUGAAGCAUAGCGAACCUGACUCACCGGCUGAGGCUGACACUUAAAACUCCAACACUCGCUCUCUAUUACCUAUUACACACACACUGAGUGUCUGAAAAACACUGCCCCUCUCAAACAUAGACAUCACACAUACAGACAGACAGACAGACAGUAAAGCCCACACACACACACACACUUCCAAACUCAUUCUGUAGGCUACUCACAGACUGGGCAAGGCAGCUUUCUCUGCCUAGAGCGGCGUUUGCCUGGGAAGCUGUGGAGACUUUUACUGUGGUGAGGUGAGGAGUGGAGAGGAGGGGAGUCGUGAAGCAAACAGCACGCCUGGGAGGAAGAGAAGGAUGGAUGCCCUCUGCAGUCUCAGCGGGCUGGACCCUCUCUGGGACUGGAACUUGACGUGGUACACCCCGCACCCUGACCUGACCCAAUGUUUCCAGCACACGGUGCUGGUGUGGUUUCCCUGCUUUUAUCUGUGGCUCUCGGUGCCCUUCUACUUUUUGUUCCUAAAAUUCCAAGACCAUGGGCGCAUAUCCCUGUCCAGCCUCUGCUGCACCAAAACGGUUCUGGGGCUGUGUCUGGCGUCCUUUGGCUUCCUGGAAGUGUUCUACCUGCUGGCCCAGAGAAGCUCAGAGCUGGAGCAUCACAUGGUGUUCCUCCUCAGUCCCAUUAUACGUGGCCUCACCAUGGUGUUGGCGGUAGCUGUCAUACAGGUGGAGCGUUUGAAAGGCUGCCGUUCAUCCGUCUUCCUCUUCCUGUUCUGGACCAUGGCGGUGGUCUGCUCCAUCAUCCCUCUCAGGGCAAACAUCCAGACCAUCAUGGAGGAGGGCUUCUCCACCAAUGCCAUGCGCUUCGUGGCCUUCUUCGUCUACUUUUCCCUGCAGCUGGCUCAGAUGAUCCUGAGCUGUUUUGCUGACCAGCGCCCACGGACCAGGAAGCCCAUUUUUGGCAAGAACCCAUGCCCAGAAGAGGACGCCUCGUUCUUGUCAAGAAUACUGUUCUGGUGGUACAGUGGGUUAAUGGUAAAGGGCUAUCGCUCACCACUGAAAGCCGAGGACCUGUGGCCACUCCGGGAGAAGGACACGUCAGACAAGAUCAUCGCUGACCUGGAGGACGAGUGGGCCAAGCAAUGUGCCAAGCUCCAACAGCAGGAAAAGUCUCUGAAUGCCGCUCAGGCCGUGGGCUACAAACUCACCGAGCAGACGCAGCUCCUGAGAAAACUCCGGAAGGAACAGAGCUCUGGGUUCUGCCUGCUGCGCAUGCUGGCACGGAACGUCGGGCCGUGCUUUCUGGCCGGAACUCUCUGCCUAGUCAUCCACGACGCCUUCAUGUUCUCCAUCCCACAGGUGCUGAGCCUGCUCCUGGGGUUUGUGAGGGAUGAAGACGCCCCCUUGUGGAAGGGCUACCUCUUCGCCUUCCUGAUGUUCCUGCUCUCCUGUAUGCAGUCCCUCUUCAACCAUCAGUACAUGUACACCUGCUUCACCGUGGGUAUGAGGGUCAAGACCGCCGUCAUGGGCCUCAUCUACAGAAAGUGCCUGGUGAUCAACAGUGCCGCUCGCAGGUCGUGUACAGUGGGGGAGAUUGUAAACUUGGUGUCAGCUGACACACAGAAGCUCAUGGACUUUGUGGUGUACUUCAAUGCAGUUUGGGUGGCUCCCAUUGAGAUUGCUUUAUGCCUCUUCUUUCUAUGGCAGCGCCUAGGGCCAUCAGCUUUGGCUGGCAUCGCCACGGUAAUCCUGAUCUUCCCCCUCAAUGGCUUCAUCGCCAAGAUGCGGAGCAAAUUACAGGAGGUCCAGAUGAAGUACAUGGAUGGCCGGAUCAAGCUGAUGAAUGAGAUUCUGGGCGGGAUAAAGAUCCUCAAGUUCUACGCCUGGGAGAAGGCCUUUCUGGAGCGUGUGAUUGGCUACAGAGAGCACGAGCUCAAGGCUCUGAAGAAAUCUCAGAUCCUGUACUCCAUUUCGUUCGCCUCCUUCAACGCCUCCUCCUUCCUGAUUGCCUUUGCCAUGUUUGGAGUCUAUGUGCUAAUUGAUGAGCGGAAUGUUCUGGAUGCACAGAAGGUCUUCGUUUCCAUGGCGCUGAUUAACAUUCUGAAGACCCCCUUGAGCCAGCUGCCUUUUGCUAUGAGCACCACCAUGCAGGCGGUUGUGUCACUGAAACGGUUGGGGAAAUUUCUCUGUCAAGACGAGCUGAAACCGGGCAGUGUAGAGAAAGCUCCCUUCAGCCCUGAUGGCGACGGGGUGACCAUAGAGAACGGCACUUUCAGCUGGUCCAAAGAGGGCCCUCCAUGUCUGAGGAGGAUAAAUGUGCGGGUGCCGUGUGGAUCGCUGGUGGCAGUCGUAGGCCAUGUCGGGAGCGGGAAGUCAUCCUUGCUGUCAGCCAUGCUGGGAGAGACAGAGCGGAGGAAAGGCCAAGUCACUGUGAAGGGCUCAGUGGCCUACGUGCCCCAGCAGGCCUGGAUCCAGAACGCCACCCUGCGGGACAACAUCGUCUUCGGGCAGGAGAAGAAGGACAUGUGGUACCAGCGGGUGGUGGAGGCCUGUGCCCUCCUGCCCGACCUGGAGAUCCUGCCUGGAGGAGAUGCCACUGAGAUCGGAGAGAAGGGUUUGAACCUGUCGGGAGGGCAGAAGCAGCGGGUCAGCCUGGCUCGCGCCAUCUACAGGAAGGCUGACAUCUACCUGCUCGAUGACCCUCUGUCUGCAGUCGACGCUCAUGUGGGUCAGCACAUCUUUGACCGAGUCAUUGGUCCCAGAGGAGUACUGAAGAACAAGACUCGUGUUUUGGUGACCCAUGGGCUGAGCUUCCUGCCCCAGGUCGACCUCAUCCUCGUGAUGGUGGAUGGCGAGAUCACGGAGGCCGGCUCCUUCCCUGAGCUGAUCGCGAGGAAGGGCGCAUUUGCCGAGUUCAUCAAAGCCUUCGCCAUCAGUGACCGCAGAGAGAGCAGCACUCAUAAAGGCACCAGGAAGUCAGUGUCACGUCUGAGCAUGACUGAUUUCUCAAUAGACCUGUCUCAAGAGCAGCUCAUCAGCGGAGACAUGGGCAGUGCCAGUCUCCAAAACAUGGAGGCCAUCCCUGACAGUGAGCAGGAGCAGGAGCAGGAGGAGCUGGGCAAACUGACCGAGGCUGACAAGGCCCACACUGGAAGGGUGAAGCUGGAGAUGUACGUGGAGUACUUCAAGACCGUGGGUCUCCGUCUCACCCUCCCCAUCCUCCUCCUCUACGCCUUCCAGCAAGCGGCCUCGCUGGGCUACAACUACUGGCUCAGUGUGUGGGCCGAUGAUCCCAUCAUCAACGGCACACAGCAUGACACCGACCUGAAGCUCGGCGUGUUCGGGGCACUGGGAUUCGCACACGGAACGGCCAUUUUUGGGACCACGGUGGCCAUCUCUCUGGGAGGAAUCAUUGCAGCCCGCCACCUGCACUUGGACCUGUUGAACAACGUACUCCGCUCUCCCAUGUCCUUCUUCGAGUGCACGCCCAGCGGCAACCUCCUGAACCGCUUCUCCAAGGAGAUCGAUGCCAUCGACUGCAUGAUUCCCGACGGCCUGCGCAUGAUGCUGGGCUACGUCUUCAAGCUGCUGGAGGUCUGCAUCAUCGUGCUGAUGGCUACUCCGUUCGCUGGCGUGAUCUUGCUACCACUCGCGCUCUUCUACGUUUUCAUACAAAGCUUCUACGUGGCCACGUCCUGCCAGCUCCGUCGGCUGGAGUCAGUGAGUCGCUCGCCCAUCUACACCCACUUCAACGAGACGGUGCAGGGAGCCAGCGUGAUCCGGGCCUUUGGCGAGCAGCCCCGGUUCAUCCUGCAGGCCAACAGCCGAGUGGACCACAAUCAGACCUCUUACUUCCCUAGAUUCGUGGCCACCAGGUGGCUGGCGGUGAACCUGGAGUUCCUUGGCAACCUGCUGGUCCUUGCGGCUGCCAUUCUCUCUGUUUGGGGAAGAGCGACCCUGAGUCCCGGAAUCGUGGGUUUGGCCGUGUCCCAUUCCCUCCAGGUCACUGGAAUCCUGAGUUGGAUUGUGCGCUCUUGGACAGAUGUGGAAAAUAAUAUCGUUUCAGUCGAGAGAGUGAAAGAAUAUGCAGAGACACCAAAAGAGGCUCCUUGGAAGCUGGAGAGCAGUCCUAUGCCUUCUAACUGGCCAAGAACGGGCACCAUUGAAUUUCGGGAAUAUGGCCUGCAGUACCGCAAGGGUCUGGACUGGGCUCUCAAGGAGAUCACUAUCCUCAUCAAAGAGAGAGAGAAGGUUGGAAUAGUUGGAAGAACUGGAGCAGGAAAAUCUUCCCUUACCCAGGGCAUCUUCCGCAUUCUAGAGGCAGCCAAGGGGGAGAUCCACAUUGAUGGUAUUAACAUUGCAGAGAUAGGUCUUCACGAGCUGCGGUCUCGUAUCACCAUCAUUCCACAGGACCCAGUGCUGUUCUCAGGCACUCUCCGUAUGAACCUUGACCCGUUUGAUGGCUACUCUGACGAGGAGGUGUGGAGAGCUCUAGAGCUCGCCCACCUGAAGAAUUUUGUCUCUGGUCUGCCGGACAAACUCUACCACGAAUGCUCCGAAGGUGGCGAAAACCUCAGUUUGGGCCAGCGACAGCUGGUCUGCCUGGCUCGCGCUCUCCUCCGCAAGACCAAGAUCCUGGUCCUGGACGAGGCCACAGCAGCCGUGGACGUGGAGACGGACAACCUGAUCCAGUCCACCAUCCGCACCCAGUUUGAGGACUGCACUGUCCUGACCAUUGCCCACAGGCUCAACACCAUCAUGGACUACACCAGGGUGAUUGUCAUGGAAAGAGGCUAUGUGGUCGAGAUGGACUCCCCGUCGAACCUCAUCAGUCAGCGUGGGCAGUUCUACAGGAUGUGCCGCGAGGCUGGGCUGGUGUGAGGCUCUCCCGGUGGGGAGAAUCUACAGCAGGGGCGUGUUCCUUCCUGCCUCCAGAUGGCCGCUGUGACCAGUGCACGCCAUUCCAAACACAAGCAUACUGAUGACUUCACAAACAAGCAAACAAACACAAGCUAAAACAUCACUAUGUACUUUCCAAUAGCAGCAGGACAAGCAAAAGAGGUCAGAACUCUGGCAACCUUUGACCUUGACUGGUGUUGAGGUCACAGGUGUGACCCCCUUUGAAGCUUUUCUGAGGUGAGCUAUCCCCAUCUUGCUCCCCAUCUCCAUGAGAGCAGGUAUCCCCAUCUCCAUGAGAGCAGAUACCCAAAAGGGGGCUCAUUGAAAUGAAUGUGGCAGAUAAUCAGGAGCACACCAGUGACGCUGAGGAGAGUAGGCCAACGCCCACUGGCGGGGUCUGACGCACAUCAAGUGACGGCAUAGUUUAGAAUUCCAUUACUUUCAGCGGAGUAAACCACACUGGCGGCAUCAGACGCGCGUCGAAGCCAAAGUUUAGAAAAAUGGUCUUGAGCAUCUCUUGUGCGUCAAAUCCAGACGUGAAUGUCGCCACCAGUGGCCGUUGGCCUUCAUCAGGGACGUAAUUUGAAGUCAUUUCAUAAUGUGAAAAAUUAAACAGGACUGAUUCUGUUGUA